Molecule: messenger RNA, 1479 nt
Organism: Adineta ricciae
Lineage: Eukaryota; Metazoa; Rotifera; Eurotatoria; Adinetida; Adinetidae
Source: the annotation of a GenBank genome assembly
AUGGUCACAGCCAUUUUCAACAUUGAUCGAAUGGAGAAAACUUUAAUGAGCACCAUUACAAAAAAAUCUUCUGUCUAUCCAGUGGAUGGACUUUCGGUGCCAACAGUUUUGUGUAUUGGUGUUCACGAUGCUACAUCUCAUACGAUUGGUAGUGUUGUUAACAUCAGCAUUAACCAAAAACUUGGCUGUAGAACUCAUCCAGUCAUUACAAGUGUUUGUACUGGUCAAAAUGAAAUUAAUCUACCGACUUCAGUUAUUUCAUGUCAACUUCAGCCUCUUCGCCAAAUGUUGAUCGAUAGUAUUAAUAUCGAUGCUGUGGGCUGUGUCGAGAGUGUGGAAGAAAUCCGAGAAUUUCUACGCAAUCUGGACAGUAAAAAGUCUCCUGUUGUUCUGAAUUUAAAUAACGAAGCUCGAUUGAAUGAUGAUGUGCUACAAGCAACCAUUGAUUCAAUUUUGCCAUUCUGUUCGGUUGUCAUUAUCACGCACGAUGUGAUCAAAUGUCUUCGAAGUAAUGAGCAACAAUCCAUGCAGAAUGUUGCCAGUAAGCUUUUGACCAUGGGCCCUGAAGCUAUUGUUGUGCAAGACGAAAAUGGACAACGAUAUGUUGUUAUCAACGACAAUAAUGAAAGAUCACAAUCAUCGUACUCUCUGUUGCCAACGCGUUCUCAUAAUUCGUACACAGAAGAUCUUUCUGCUGCAAUUGCUGCUUUUUUGGCUCAUGGCAAUCUUACAUUGAGCACUGCUAUUGCUUACGGUGACUCAUAUUCAACAGCUCGAGAGUUACACCAAUUACCUGAUGUACGAAUAUUGCCAUAUACUUUUGUUCAAGAAAUGUGGUCAUUCGUGGAUGACAUUCACAAACGAAUACUCACAUUGCCAUUUAUCAACAAGAUGCUUGAUAGUACUUUGAAUGAACGUAUUCAUGACUAUUAUAUUAUCCAAGAUUAUUAUUUCUUUCUCGAUCGAGGAUACAUGCUGAAUGGACUUGUCAAUCACUGCAUCCAUGACACCGAAGUUCUCGAGUUUCUGAAAACUCAGUUAGAAAAAAAUAAAAAAUAUAUUAACACGAUUCUUGUUGAUAAUAAUUUGCCACCAUGUGACGAAAAUACAAUCGAAAAAAUGCCUGCGUGCGUAUAUUACACAAGAAUGAUGCGCGAAUUGGGUGAACAUCGCGGAAUUCUUGCGACAAUCGCAGGUCUCGUUGGUCUUCUACCUUGUACUCUCAUUUAUGCUAAAGUUGGCGACUGGAUGAUUGAAAGUGGGAUUCGACCUACAAUCAAACGGUACGCUGAUUUCAUCGACGCAUAUUAUGAUCAAGCGAGACACGAUCGAUUAGCCCAUUUCAUUGAACUCAUCAAUCGACUGGCGAACAACUGCUCUCAUGAGCAAAAACUGAAGUUAAAAGAAAUCUUUCGGCAAAUAUGUGAAUAUGAAUAUGCAUUUUGGGAUGAUGCCUAUCAAUAUGGAAUGCAUUAUUAA